Molecule: messenger RNA, 1593 nt
Organism: Cephus cinctus (wheat stem sawfly)
Lineage: Eukaryota; Metazoa; Arthropoda; Insecta; Hymenoptera; Cephidae
Gene: RpL4
Product: 60S ribosomal protein L4
Exons: 8
Coding region: 133-1518 (461 amino acids)
Biological process (GO): translation
Cellular component (GO): cytosolic large ribosomal subunit; ribosome
Molecular function (GO): RNA binding; structural constituent of ribosome
Source: RefSeq, a predicted model, not a curated record
UGGUGGCUCGCGUCCGCCAUUUUACUUACCGUAACUUCCGCUUGCUUUCUUCUUCCUUUACGGCCAGGCGAGGCGUGUAAGCAGCCUGGUAGUGUUUCUCUGAUGUGUGAGAAGUGACGAAAAAGCCGUGAGAUGUCGUUAUCAACAGCGCGUCCGCUGAUCACUGUGUACAGUGAUAAAAAUGAGCCAACAGGAGACACGAUCUCUCUGCCUUCAGUGUUUAAGGCUCCAAUUAGGCCUGAUGUGGUGAACUUUGUUCAUCAGCAGGUCUCCAAGAACAGUCGUCAGCCCUACUGUGUCUCCAAGGAGGCUGGACAUCAGACUUCUGCUGAAUCAUGGGGUACCGGUCGUGCCGUGGCCCGUAUUCCUCGUGUUCGUGGUGGUGGUACUCAUCGUUCUGGCCAGGGUGCUUUUGGCAAUAUGUGUAGAGGUGGACGUAUGUUUGCUCCCACCAAACCCUGGCGCCGCUGGCACCGUCGCGUUAAUGUUAACCAGAAGCGUUAUGCUAUUGUUUCUGCAAUUGCUGCCUCUGGUGUACCAGCUCUUGUUCAAUCGAAAGGACACAUGGUUCAGGAAGUACCAGAAUUCCCACUUGUAGUUUCUGACAAGAUUCAAGAAUACAACAAGACCAAGCAAGCAGUUAUCUUCUUGCGUCGUAUCAAAGCGUGGAAUGAUAUCCAGAAGGUAUACAAAUCGCAACGCUUCCGUGCCGGUAAGGGUAAGAUGCGUAACCGACGUCGCAUCCAGCGUCGUGGACCUCUAAUCGUCUACGGUCAGGACCAGGGAAUCCGCAAGGCUUUCCGUAACAUCCCUGGCAUUGACCUGAUGAAUAUCAACAAAUUGAACUUGUUGAAAUUGGCACCUGGCGGUCACGUUGGCCGUUUCGUAAUCUGGACGAAAUCUGCUUUCGACCAACUCGACGCCCUUUACGGCACAUGGCGCAAAGAAGCCAAACUGAAGGCUGGCUACAACCUACCCUUCCCCAAAAUGGCCAAUACCGAUUUGGCCAGACUUCUGAAAUCCGAGGAGAUCCGCAAGGUCCUCAGGUCUCCAAGAAAGAAGGUCAUGCGCAGCGUUAAGAAACUUAACCCACUGAACAACACGCGCGCCAUGUUGCGCCUCAAUCCAUAUGCUGCCGUUCUUAAGCGCGCCGCCAUCCUUACAGCCAAGAAGCGUCAGUACGAGAGGGACCUUAUUCUCGCCAAGAAGCGCGGUAUUACCCUGUCCAACAAACAUCCUGCGGUGAAGACAGAGAAGUUGCUGGAGAGGCGUAAAAAACUAAUCCUGGCAGCAAAGGCAUCGAAACCGAAGAAGCCGAAGGCACCGAAGAAGGCCCCAGCACAGACAGCGAAAUCUGCACCAGCUAAGGCUAAGGCACCAGCAAAGGCCAAGGCACCAGCAAAGGCCAAGGCACCAGCGAAGGCCAAGGCUCCAGCACCAGCGAAGGGCAAGGCUCCAGCACCAGCUGCUGAGGCACCAGCGCCCGCUAAAGGACCAGAAGCAGCACCCGCCAAGUGAAGACCUUUUUAAGAACAUUCGUUGUUGACCCGUGACUUUUAUUACUUGCAAAUAAAACGAGGGAAAACAACCACA